Microthlaspi erraticum is the source of this 630-nucleotide messenger RNA. The record is from the annotation of a GenBank genome assembly. NCBI's taxonomy places the organism in Eukaryota, Viridiplantae, Streptophyta, Magnoliopsida, Brassicales, Brassicaceae.
AUGAGUCAACUCGGCGAUUUGCUCAGAGAAUCGGCGGACGAAACCGGAAGUGGGAGGACGAUGAUGAUGAGUUUGCUCGAGGAACAAGAACAAACCGACGGUGGAGAUAGAGCGAUGAGUAAAUGGAGAACGUUGAAGCAACGGCUGAGAUUUGAUUGGGUCAGCUGUUGCGGUGUGCCCACGUUGCGUCUCAGAGAAUCGGAAACGCCUAUCGUCGCCGAUGAAGAAAAUGACGACGACGACGAAAACUCAGGUCAAAACCGGGUCGUUGACUUGUCAGAUUCGGAUCCGGGUCCGGGUUUGGUUGCGGAGCUGGAUUGUUUGACACGUGGCACGAGGAACCUCGCGGAGGCUCUAGCGGAGGAGAGACUAGCGCGUGCUGAGCACGUGACGGAGGCUAAAGUUGCUAUACCGUUGAUGAGGUUGCUGGCGGAAACGGACGGUUGCGAUACGACCACGUGGAUGGGUAGCGAUCAAGUGUGUUGCGUGUGUAUGGGAAGAGAGAAAGGUGCGGCUUUUAUUCCCUGUGGACAUACGUAUUGUAGAGUGUGUUCAAGAGAGAUCUGGACGAGCCGUGGGAAGUGUCCUCUUUGUAACCGUUUGAUCUAUAACGUUCUUGAUCUUUACUGA